This is a messenger RNA of Mya arenaria, 2076 nucleotides long. RefSeq names its product splicing factor 45-like. Gene Ontology annotation, biological process: mRNA cis splicing, via spliceosome; alternative mRNA splicing, via spliceosome. The coding region runs from base 223 to 1401 and encodes 392 amino acids. Gene Ontology annotation, molecular function: RNA binding. The transcript has 13 exons. NCBI's taxonomy places the organism in Eukaryota, Metazoa, Mollusca, Bivalvia, Myida, Myidae. The record is from RefSeq and is a predicted model, not a curated record. Gene Ontology annotation, cellular component: precatalytic spliceosome.
UAACAGAUUUAACUUCAAAUUUCUUAUUGAAUACCUGUUUUGUCUGAAGUUCUAGUUUUAUUAUUUUCAUUUUUCAAAGUAACGUGUCUUUUAAACGCUUCCUUCUUAUUCAACACACUGUGUUGAACGUUGGUAAACUACCUUGAGCUUAGCGGACUACCAGCUCAGCGGCAUUCUCAGUAACUUGCGAGGUGUCCAGUCCAAUAAACUGAACAUCAGGCCAUGUCACUGUACGAUGACCUUGAUAUUGACAAGGAAGAAAAGGGAGGGGUGGCAGCUGGCUGGUCAUCCAACUACAAGUUGAUGAAGUCCCAGUUGCAAGCAAAGAAGGCAUCACUUAUCCAGACAAAGUCGUCAAGGAAACAGAGUACCUUAGCUCCAGUAGCAGACUUCAAGAAAGUAUCAGACAACUCUGAUGGCUCUCUCAAGUUUAAUAUGCUCACUGGAAAGCUGGAGAAUAUUCCACGUGAGGAGAUUGUCCGUAACAGCCCUGCACUAGGGGUUUCACCCUUCUUGCCAUCCGACCCCGUCCCCUCACUGACGGGGGUGAAAGAUGAGUACAACCCACUGAGGCCCAAUGACUAUGAGGAACUCAUGAAGAAGAGGAAGGAGAAAUCACGAGAUCGGGACGAGGAUGAUAAGAGACGCGAUGACAGACGUGGAAGAGAUCGUCGGGACAGGGAUCCUGGGCGGGAAAGCGUUGGCGAGUUGGAGCGGGCCCGACGCAGACGGGAAGAUGAUGAGGACAGCUAUGAAAGACCUGUCAGAAGAAAGUCAGAGAUGUCUGGUGCAGCCAUAGCCCCUCCCUCAAUACUUCUGGAGGAACCCCCAAUCAAACCAGAUACUCAAUUCUCCGAUGAUGGCGCGAUUGGGGGAAUGGCAAGUACUGGGGGGCUUUCAGUGGCUUCAAAGAUCAUGGCAAGGUAUGGUUACAAGGAGGGACAGGGACUUGGCAAGUCUGAGCAAGGCAUGAGCACAGCCCUGUUUGUGGAGAAGACCAGUAAACGUGGAGGAAAGAUUAUACAUGAGAGAGAUCUUCCGAAAGAUACACCGAGAGAGGUUCAAACUAAUGCCAACGUAUUAAGAAAUCCAACAAAAGUCGUACUGCUAAGGAACAUGGUAGGCCCGGGAGAGGUUGAUGGUGAUUUGGAGGGGGAGACAUUCGAGGAGUGUGGAAAAUAUGGCAAGGUCAUCAAGUGUCUCAUCUUUGAGAUGCCUGACACCACUGAAGAUGAGUCUGUUAGAAUAUUUGUGGAGUUUGACAGGAUCGACUCAGCGAUCAAAGCAAUUAUUGACCUGAACGGAAGGUACUUUGGAGGAAGAGUAGUGCGGGCGUGUUUUUACAACUUGGACAAGUUUCGACGAUUAGAUUUGGGCGCAGAUGUGGAAAACCCACCCUAGACCUUCAACUUAAACUCUGAUACAAGAUGUUUUAUAGACAUGUUAAAACACAUGGAUAGUGAACUUAUCGAAAUACAUGCAGUGACCUAAGAAUACUUAGUGUUGGCACGAAUGUUUCUACACUACCCAUUGGGGAUGAGGAGUAAACUGAUAAAAUUAAUCACUGUAUAAAUUCAAUCUAUGACAAAAACUUUGUAGGUUGGUUUUGUUCGAAGCCCUCUAUUUGAUUAACUCAGAAAUGAAUCUGACGAUUCUGUUGGUUGAGACAUUAGCACACAGACAUUAUUGUCCAGUAAAGCAAAAAUGAAAACUACUACUCAAAAUUCUGAUCACUUUAUAAGUCAUCGAAAUUAGUCUUUUUGGAUGAACAAGCCCUAUGUUCUACUACAUGGAAUUGCCUUGAACACAGGCUUUCUGUAUAAAACCAAGAUUUUGAGCAAGCCCAGAAAGCAUCUACUUUUGUAUGGCAUCUGACAGUGAAUAUCUGUCUAAUUUUGUUAUAUAUAGACAAGCUCUUGUACUUAAAUACAAUAACAGACAAACUGUACAUUUCCUUUUCAAUAUUUUUUAGGUACCAAGCUCUGUACUGAGGUCUACUUGUUCUUGUUUUAUGUAUGUUUUUAUAGUUGAUAUACAUGUACCUACAGUAUAUGAAUAAAAGGGUGUAAAGAUUAA